Arachis duranensis is the source of this 1212-nucleotide messenger RNA. RefSeq lists its product as uncharacterized. Gene Ontology annotation, molecular function: zinc ion binding; nucleic acid binding. The coding region runs from base 1 to 1212 and encodes 403 amino acids. NCBI's taxonomy places the organism in Eukaryota, Viridiplantae, Streptophyta, Magnoliopsida, Fabales, Fabaceae. The record is from RefSeq and is a predicted model, not a curated record. The transcript has a single exon.
AUGGAGAUCAGGGUGUUUUUUGAAUUGGUGAAUAAGAGUAGAGUGGCUGAAGAUUGUGUGAGGAAGGCAGCAGCAGAGAAAGAAAGUUUGAGGGUGCCUUUUCAGAGACCUUUAGGAAGGAACUUUGCUCCGAGAGGUAGGAAUUUCAAGCGUAGAGGCUUUGUUCCACAGCAGACUCAGGGUCAAGGUAAUUACAGAAGGCUGAAUACCAAUGUUAAUCAGGGAAGAAGGUUUGGGAAGCAGCCACAGCAGGAUCUGAAUUGUCAGAAGUGCGAAAAGUAUCAUCCUAGAGUUUCGUGCAGAUUAGGACUUGGAGUAUGUUAUUCCUGUGGACAGCCCGGGCAUAUAGCCAGUAAUUGCCCGGAGAAGAAGAAGUAUGAGACUGGUAGGGUGCAGCAGCCAGGGAGAGUAUACACCACUUCUACCAUAGGUGCUGAGGGAUCUGAGACACUGAUUAGAGGUAAUUGUGAAAUGGCUGGUAAAAUCUUAAAUGCUUUAUUUGAUUCAGGAGCAAGUCAUUCAUUUAUUGCAUUUGAAAAGGCCCAUGAAUUAGGAUUGAGAAUGAUGGUUUUAGGUUAUGAUUUGAAAGUAUAUAAUGCUACUCAUGAAGCUAUGGUGACUAGGAUAGGAUGUCCACGAGUUCCCUUUCGAGUACAGCAACGUGAAUUUGUGCAUGAUUUGAUUUCUUUGCCUAUGACUGGUCUUGAUCUCAUUUUAGGAUUGGAUUGGUUAUCCAAGAAUCAUGUUUUGCUUGAUUGUUCUAAGAAGUCAGUACAGUUUAUGCCGGAAGGGUCAGAAGCACCGGUUGUGGUGAAUAGUUACUAUUUGAAUUCUAUGAUAGUAAACUGUUCAGGAACUGAAUGUCAGGGUAUUAUGUUAUUAACUGCGGGAGUAUCAGGUGAUGAUCAGAGUUUAGAGCAGAUUUCGGUUGUAUGUGAAUUUCCAGAUGUGUUUCCGGAUGAUAUUAAUGAAUUCCCACCUAAUCGAGAGGUUGAAUUUGCAAUCGAGUUGGUGCCUGGAGCCGGUCCGAUUUUGAUUACUCCUUAUAGGAUGUCACCUUUAGAAAUGGCUGAACUGAAGGCUCAACUGGAAGAUCUGUUGGGUAAGAAUUUCAUCCGACCAAGUGUUUCUCCGGGGGGGAGCGCCAGUGUUACUGGUAAAGAAGAAGGAUUGGAGUAUGCGGCUGUGUGUCGAUUAUCGGCAAUUGAAUAA